Molecule: messenger RNA, 1167 nt
Organism: Sceloporus undulatus (fence lizard)
Lineage: Eukaryota; Metazoa; Chordata; Lepidosauria; Squamata; Phrynosomatidae
Gene: CFAP95
Product: chromosome 2 C9orf135 homolog
Exons: 4
Coding region: 482-1018 (178 amino acids)
Cellular component (GO): plasma membrane
Source: RefSeq, a predicted model, not a curated record
CUUAGCACUGAACCAGUUAAAGAGGUCUCAAACUGGAUUAUUCCUGCAGUGUGUUUUGGACCUUAGAUGCCAGUUUCAGUGGUUUGGAUCUUGGCUUGUGUUUUGGGCCUAUUAUAUCAUGGGAGUUGGUUGGUUUUGUUUUUUAAUCACUGUGAGGAAGAAGAAGACAGAAACGUAGUUCCGGCCCUGAGGCGGAACGUUGAUUUCCUCAGGGCUGUGUUUACCGUUACCAUGGAGACGGUUGUCUCCUGUACUUUGUCUAAGUGGAGAGUGACAGCCUUGGGUUGAGAAGUGGCUCCGUUUGUAUUUGUAUUUCCUUAUGAAGAGUGAGGCCACAUGGUUAUGCCACUGCUGACAACAGGAUUGGUGUGAGCAGGAGAAGUGUGUCUGCUGCUGCUGCUGUUCCCGCUGUUCUUCAUUGCAAAAGGAGUGGGGCAAAAGGAGCUCUUGGGAGUUGUAGUAGCCAAAGGAAGUUUGGAAAAUGGAGUUGGGCCCUACAGAUUUGAUGGAGCGCAAAGGAACCCUGACUUUGCGCUCCAAUCAUGCCUACUAUGGGAGACCAACUCUUGUGUACCGAUGGUAUUGUAACAGACAGACUGAACCUAAGGAUUAUGACAUACAUGAAAUUCCUCUGGGCUCCAAAAAUCUAUGUCGCUCUACAUACUGGCGACUUGGGACGAUGGAUCAGAGAGUUCUUACAGAUAAGAUGGAUAAAAAUAUAACACCGAGGAAUACUACUAAUUCAUAUUUUCUAUUUAACAGGCUUCUUGAUACAACAUACCAAAUAGACUAUGUUCCACCAUAUGACUAUCAACCAUAUGUUACACUUGAUGCUGGGGGCUACUCUGUAGUUCACAGAAAAUGUCAUUCUCAGUUUACUGACACAGGAGACUACAGAAGGCAUGGUAUCAACACAUGGCAUGAUGAGAGUGGAGUUUAUGCUAACGCAGAUCUAAAGCAAAAAGUAUUUCCUGUAACUAACCCUAUACCGACAAAUGUGCACGAAGAAGGUUCUUAAGCAUUGCUAACAAUACAAAGAGUCAACGAGAAAGAGAAAAUGUGUAUCUGUAUACAUUAUAUUUUUUGUAGAAUCAUUGUCAUGGUUCUAGACUAAAUCUGUGCAGUUAUACAAUAAAUAAAUUGGGAGCUAAAACUUUCCUCUUCUUC